AUGUACCUUCAAUCUGGGAUAUUACCGGAGAACAAAGCUGAGGCAAGGAAAGUUCAGUACAAGGUCGAGCACUACCAGAUGGUUGAUGGAAUCCUAUACCGAAAAUCAUACCUCGGGCCAUUGUUGAGAUGUGUCGAUUCAGAAGACGCGAAUUACUUGAUCAGAGAAGUGCAUGAGGGAAUCUGUGGCACACAUGCUGGACCGAGAAUGGUGGUAGCAAAGGUGAUGAAUGUCGGGUAUUAUUGGCCCGGAAUGCACCUAGACGCAGUAAAGGCUUUGAGAAAAUGCAGUGGAUGUCAGAGACACGCUUCCAAGACGAUGCGCCCCAAGAAUGAAUUAGUGCCCGUCACAACGGCGUGGCCUUUCCAACAAUGGGGAAUAGAUAUGGGCGGCCCUUUUCCUGAAGCCCCAGGUGCAAUGAAAUUUAUAAUAGUCGCAGUCGACUAG
Molecule: messenger RNA, 447 nt
Organism: Helianthus annuus (common sunflower)
Lineage: Eukaryota; Viridiplantae; Streptophyta; Magnoliopsida; Asterales; Asteraceae
Exons: 1
Coding region: 1-447 (148 amino acids)
Source: RefSeq, a predicted model, not a curated record